GGGUGGGCGGGGACGGAAGACGACUCCCGGGAGCUGUGUUUUCCCCGGAAGCGCCUUCCCUCCUCCCGGGUCCGCGCGGACGCGGUUUCCUUACCUCAUUUGUCGUCGCCCCUCCCCGUCCCUCUACGCGUUUUGGUUCCUGGUUGGUGCUUCCUGGUCGCAGCCGCGGCAGUGACGUCAAGGUUGCUGACUUUCCAUGAUGUUUGGUGGUUAUGAGACCAUAGAAGCAUAUGAAGAUGACCUUUAUCGUGAAGAGUCAUCUAGUGAACUGAGUGUUGAUAGUGAGGUGGAAUUUCAGCUCUACAGCCAAGUUCAUUAUGCCCAAGAUCUUGAUAAUAUCAUUAGAGAGGAAGAACAUGAAGAGAAGAACUCUGGGAAUUCUGAAUCAUCCAGUAGUAAACCAAAUCAGAAGAACUUAAUUGUCCUUUCAGAUAGUGAGGUCAUCCAGCUGUCAGAUGGGUCAGAGGUCAUCACUUUAUCUGAUGAAGAUAGUAUUUACAGAUGCAAAAGAAAGAAUUUUAGAGCCCAAGCAAAAGAAAAGACUCGAGGUCCUCCUGCAUCUCUUCAUUCUAAUAAAUUGACUGAUAAGAAAUGCAAGAGGAAUAUUGAGGCGCCUAAACCUGAAGAGAUCCCGGGUACAAUCCGAGAGGUCAUGAUUAUAGAGGUCAGUUCAAGUGAAGAGGAAGAGAGCACCAUUUCAGAAAGUGAUAACCUGGAAAACUGGAUGCUGCUGGGAUGUGAAGUUGAUGAUAAAGAUGAUGAUAUCCUUCUCAAUCUUGUAGGAUGUGAAAACUCUGUAAAUGAAGGAGAAGAUGGUGUAAAUUGGUUCAUCAGUGACAAAGACGCAGAGGCCCAGAUAGUUAAUAAUAGAUCAUCUGGAAGAUGGACUCACCGAUACUAUUCAGCCAACAAAAAUGUUACCUGUAGAAAUUGUGACAAAUGUGGCCAUUUAUCGAAAAACUGCCCCUUUCCACAAAAAGUCCGCCCCUGCUGUCUCUGUUCUGAGAGAGGACACCUUCAGUAUGCCUGCCCAGCCCGCUUUUGCUUAGGCUGUUGUUUGCCUAUGUCUUCUACUCACAGAUGUCUUGAAAGGCCUUCCUGGAGAAAACGAUGUGACCGAUGUGAUAUGAUAGGCCACUAUGCUGAUGCUUGCCCAGAAAUCUGGAGGCAGUAUCACCUAACGACCAAACCUGGACCACCCAAAAAGCCGAAGACCCCUUCUGGACAAUCAGCCUUAGUGUAUUGCUACAACUGUGGGCAAGAAGGCCAUUAUGGACACGAAUGUACAGAAAGACGAAUGUUUAACCAGACCUUUCCAACAUCUCCAUUCAUCUACUACUAUGAUGACAAAUACGAAAUUCAGGAGAGAGAACGGAGAAUAAAACGAAAAGUGAAAGAACUCCAGAAGAAUGGGGAUUUUCCAAGGCAGUUCAAGAGACCUCACAUGGACGCAGCAGAUAAGAGGCCCCACCAUAACAGGAGGAAGAGCCAUGCCUCCUGUAGAAACAACAGGUGGCCUCAAGAAAAGAAGGAAACCCAAAAAGAAUCAAGCAGGAGCCAUAAAGAGCGUGAGAAGCACAGGAAGGCUGACAGGUGUCAUGAAGCAGACGAGGACUUCCCCAGGGGCCCCAAACUCCGCUCUUCUCCUGGCCUUUUCAAAACCCAGAAGGCUCCCAAGUCCUUCCACCACUCAUCACAUUCCCACAAGCCAAGAGAAGACAAGCUGCCCAGAGAGGGCAAGCGGAGCAAGCAUAAGAAAAAGGAGAGCUACUUGGAGGCCGAUGGCAGUGAUAAUUUAUUUCUUAUUAAGCAGAGGAAAAAAAAGUCUAAGCUGUGAGACAGCUUCCGAUCAGCUUUCUAGUGUUUGCCUGGUCUUCAUGCCUAGAACAUCCUGGCAAGAUCUUUAUUAUCUGUGAUUAAAUAAAGUGAAUUUUUUGGUUUCGUCUGUCACCUCAGCCAUACCUGGAGCUGCUGAACAGAGACCAUGGAGAUCUCCAUUCUCUGUGUCUAACAGGUUAUUAGAUGUGGGGGAGGGAAACAAAAAAACCAAACAGAUAUACUCAAACAUCCCCUGUUCCCGUACAUCAUUUUUACUCAGAUCCUAGGGAUAAGAAGAAGCAAUCUUUUCAAGAAAAAAAUUUCUAAGUGCUCUGAAAACAUAAAAGCUCAUCAAAUAUAAUUCAUCUGCAGUGGGAGUAUGAAAAUUAAAUCCUUGCAGGAAGAGAAAUUAAUGCCAAUAGGAAAAAUUCAUCAGUCUUUUCCAGCGUUAUUUUUUUCUAACGUCGGAAAAGGUAAUAGCUAUAAAUCUCAGUCCAGCUGUUCUAGGUGUUGAGGCUGGUGUCAGAUCUUCCGACGGUCAGAACGUGAGGCUGAAAGAUGAAGGUGUCAUCACUGAAGCCCCGAAGAGGCAGAGAACUAGUCUAUUGCAAAAUACAAGUAAGGAACCCAUCCAGUGCAGAUGGCGUGAAGUAGAUUUCCUGGGACAAGUGAAAAAGAGUCAUAAGAAAUUGUAAUGUCAUCACAAUGCAAUAGUUCUUGCCAUUUUUACAGCCACACUUGAAGGAGACUGUCACUCAGAUGUAUAGAGAUGGAUACCACCCAACUUAAAACAUUGUUUUGUUUUCACGGGUUUUUUGACUACCACAAGGCUAUACAGAAAUUUUUGUACCUGUGAAUUUUUUGUACUUAACAAAGCUUAAUGUUAGAAUCAGAAAAAUAAAAUGUCUGAAAUACAGUAAAUAAGCUUGUCAAUUAUGUAAAAAGGAAAUGAGAGUUUGGGUGACAAAGCACAUGGUUGGGUUGGACAAGUGACUGAAGUUGUAAAAUCUCCAUGAACUGGGCUCACGAGGCCCUUGUUGGCCAAGCACUAGCUCUAUGCCAGAAGAGAAUGAGAUGGAGUCAGUUAACUAGGGCCGUUUUAUAAUGUUAGCUUCACAUUUUACUCUUUGUGAAGUACAUGAACUGCUGUGUAUCUGGUAAGAUCAGCCCUCUGACAUUCUGUGGGGAGAGGGAGAGUCUCUCCCCCUAAAACAGCUUCAGCGUCAAGUGUGGCUCCAUAGUCUUUAGUCCAGCGCCCUCCCUGUGGCUGCCCUGCUCUCAACUAAAUGUUAAGUGUUCUUUGUGUAUUGUUUCGUGGCUUCCUGACAUCGGCUGGUCUUGUUCUGACUCUAAGGUAAGUGGCCAGAGCCUUUUAAAGCCCUGCUAAAAGUGACAGCCGUGAAAGAUGGCUUCACAGAGUGAUAAGUCCUGAAAUAAUUGGUAUUAUUUCUCAUUAAGACCUGGUACAAGCAUGGCCUAUUAUUGGUGGGUGUGACUAGCUUUGCUUCCGAUGCAAGGGUAUCUCCUUUCAGGGCAGAGGGGAUUCCUUAGGGUCUUUCACACAUGGCAGAUUGUUUGGAGAAAGGAAGAAAAAAGGCUCUUUUUUUUUAAUUCACUUCUGCACAUUAUCCUAUCCCCCCCAUUUUUUUUUUCAUUAGACAAGCAUUUUGUUCUAGGAUAUAAUUCUCCCUUCAGGUCCACACAUUUAUAUGCAGAUAGGAGAGCAGCCGAGCUACUUCACUUGUGGGCAUUAGGGUGGUUAGGAAAGAGCAGAAACAUGGAGCUUCCGCUCUGUAUCCUUGUCGUUACUUUGGCACCUCUUUCACCAAGUGUUCAGUUAAAGUCAGUCCGUCAGGGACUCGCCCACUAAUUUUCCAUACAAAAAUGGGGAGUUUAAAAUAUAUUAGAGAUUCCUCAAUUAAACAAAUAAUACUUUAAAUGGAUAAAUACAAUUGAGAAGAAAAGCAGAUGUCGCAAACAAUAAUCUGUUUAGUUGCUAAGUCUGAGGAGGGCUAAAUAAACAUCCUUUGCCUCGGCUCCACUUUGAUUACAGGCAGCCUCAGUGGCUCCUUCCCCGGGCAAUAGCUUGCUUCAUGUUUGGCAUUCUUAGACGAGAGUGGAGAGAAACUAUCUCGCGAUCUCUCAGUGGAAAGUCUUGCUUUCAUGGACCAUGCUAUUUGCAGUACCUAUUACUCGAUCUUUAUUUUUGUUAUACAAGGAGUACAUGUUCAUUUUAAGGGAAGAAAAUUAAAAGAAAAAAAUCAUACCUUAUUCUUACACCUAAAGAUACGGUUAAAAUUCUUAGUGUCUAUCCUUCCUGACUUUUUUUUCUAUACGUAUAUACAUUGUUUUGUAACCUGUUUUUUUACUUAAUGCAUUGUAAAAAUCUUUUUUUUCUAAUCAAA
Molecule: messenger RNA, 4223 nt
Organism: Ailuropoda melanoleuca (giant panda)
Lineage: Eukaryota; Metazoa; Chordata; Mammalia; Carnivora; Ursidae
Gene: ZCCHC7
Product: zinc finger CCHC-type containing 7
Exons: 9
Coding region: 197-1837 (546 amino acids)
Biological process (GO): nuclear polyadenylation-dependent snoRNA catabolic process; TRAMP-dependent tRNA surveillance pathway; nuclear polyadenylation-dependent snRNA catabolic process
Cellular component (GO): TRAMP complex
Molecular function (GO): RNA binding; zinc ion binding
Source: RefSeq, a predicted model, not a curated record